UAAUAAACAAGUACCGCAAAUGAAACAUUUUUCUAGAAGCAACGAUUUAAAUCGUACUUUUAACAGUAAUACCGUCAUUGCAGGAAGUAAAAAAGUCAAUUGGAACUCCUUUGAGGCAUACCUGAACACAGAAAGCCAGAAGCGAGCCGAUAGUGGCCGCCUUGGGUUAGCACGUGGAGCACGUGUGGGAAGAGUUUUUCGUUUAUCCGAUACGUUCAUUAAUUGAAUUCAAACGAAAAUGUUAGAGGACAACACAUUUAGUGAAUAUUAUUUAUGCAACUUCAACGAUGCCGUGCCACUGGAUGAUUUGCCGGCCGAUGAGCAACUGCGCCAGUUAUGGACCGGCCAAGAGCUGUGGACAGUGGAGGACCUACGGCAGAUCAUCACCAACUGGCAGGAAAGGGAUUCCCACAUUAAGGAGACUCCCACGCAGCUACUCAACAGGUUUCUGCGUCUGUUCUUCGCGUUUGUGCAGAACAAUUGCACGGGACCCUUUGACAAAGUCGCCGAUUGCCAGAAAAUGCUGAGCCAACUGCAGUUGGAGGCAUUUGAGCCGCAGGAGCAGCUGAAGGCCAGCGGCGAGGAGUUGAAUCCCAACGUCAAGACGGGCGAACUGCUGGUUGUGGCCAGGGAAAUACUGCGCGGCUUGUUGGAAGCUUAUCCAGACUCAAAGGUCCUGGCCGUGUGGAAUAUACGGCUGAUUUGCCAGCAUCAGCUUAUCAUGGACGACCUGGCCGCCUCCCUCUACGAGCAGUUCAAGGCGGGAGCUGUGGUACUGCGGCCCCAAGCGAAGCACUUUUCCAGCAGGGAACUGCAGUCUCUGCUGCUGCUGGAGCUGGCCAAUGGCUACCUGCUGUUCCAUCGCUCCGAAAUGGCCUCCCAAGUGCUGGAUGAGCUCUGCUCGCACCUCCAGGUGGAACUGAAGGUCGAGGGUUUGCUGGGAGUGCGCACAAAGUUCCAGCAGAAGCCCCUGCCCCAGCUCUGCCUGAAAGUGGAGCAGCUGUCGGAGCUGACGGAGGCCAGCAGCCCUGCCCUGCCAGCGGCUGCCGAGACCAACAGGCAGACAAAGCUGCCCAAGCUGCUGCUCCUGGAGGAUGAUACACGACUGGAGCGAAUACGCUUCAUUGAGCCAAAGGACAAUGAUGUCAUGACUUUGCCCAGCGUCCUGCAGGCCCUCGUCCUGGCCAAGGUAAAACAGUUGAAGCGCUCGCAGCCGAAGGACCGCCUGGCAGAUGAGCAGCUGGAGCCGUACACCCAGACGUUGCUCUACCAGGAGCACGGACCCCUUCAGGUGCGCCAGGCAGCCUUGCUCCUGAACUGCCUGCAGGAGUCUAACCAGCGCCGGACUGUCGAGCGCAGCUGGAAGCAGUGCGAGGAGUGCGUCAAGCUGUUGGACCAUAGCGAAGAGCAGCAGUCGCUGAGAUCUAGGCUGUCGUAUGGAUUCGCGGCCCACCUCCAGCCCAUCUGGCAGGUUCAGCUUCAGCUGGUGGAUCUCCUGAGGUCCCUGGGAAUGACCAAGACAGCUCUCGACAUUUGCCUGAAGAUUCAGGCCUGGCAGCAGGUUAUUGACUGCUACACCAGUCUGGAGCUGCGGCACAAGGCGGCGGAGAUCAUACGCCAGGAGCUGGAGAAGAAGCCCACGGCGCUGCUCUACUGCCUACUGGGCGACGCCAUCGAUGAUCCGCAGUGCUACGAGCAGGCCUGGCUGCAUUCCAAGAAGACGAGCAGCAAGGCCCAGUCCUACUGGGGAAACUACUUCUACAGAAGGGCGGAAUAUGCCCAGGCCCUGGAGCACUUUCAGCUGUCGCUGGAGAUCAAUACGCUGCAGGAGUCGACGCUCCUGCGCUGCGGCUAUUCCGCGAUGCAGCUGGAGAAGUGGGAGGCGGCCGUUAAGUCCUACCUGGCCUACACCCACCUGGAAGCCAACGGGUUCGAGUCGUGGAACAAUCUGGCCAAGGCCCUGAUCAACCUGGGCGACAAGCAGCGGGCGCAUCGUGUGCUGGGCGAGGCCCUCAAGUGCAACUACAGCAACUGGAAGGUGUGGGAGAACUACAUGCUGGUGGCCGUGGACACCUGCCACUGGGACGAUGCCAUGCGAGGCUACCAGCGUCUGUCCGAGCUGAAGCAGCACUACCUCGACCAGGAAGUGCUCGCGAGAAUCGUCUACGGCAUAGCCAAGCAGCAUCAGGAAGGACCCAGCCAGCUCCUAAUCAAGAGGAUUGUCCAGCUCCUCGGCCAGCAGUGCAUCCAGCACGGCAACGAGCCCCUGGUCUGGGAGCUGGCUGCCGUGGUGGCCGCCACACCGCUGAAGAAGGCCGAGCGGCUGGUCAAGUCGUAUCGGGCCUACACGGCCAAGCAUUUGGGAUGGGAGGUCAAGGCAGAGCAUGCCCAGAAAGCUCUGGAUCUGUGCCUGGAGGUGGCCGAGCUGUCUCUGGCGGCGGUCCAGGAGCAUGCCGCCGACGAGAGCGAAGUCAUGAUCACAUCCACACUAAACUCGGCCCGACUGUCCGGUACAUCCUGUCUGAACGCCCUGCGGCGCGCUAUCAACGUCAAUGUGCCGCCCGAGCAGCAGGAGAAGGCGGAGCAACUGGACAAACGGAUCGCAGAUCUAACCCAAGUGGUGCAGCAGCGAAUGAACACGCAACGGUCGGUUUAGCCGGACUCUGAACUAGAUUUAGUGUUUAUUAGUUGUACAUGAUAAUUGUGUAUUUAAAAAACUCCUUGGGCGUCGGCUAAGUGUGGCAUGGGCUACCGUGUUGUGUUGAAGUUUCGAAAAGUAAAAGAAACAAAAGGAUCAAAACUAAAUGAACGGGUUUAAAGGACGUUCAGCUUGGUGCUGAUCAGCACUCGAACGCUCUGAUCGAAGGCCCCACAGACGGCGAGGCCCAGCUUGUCCGGAUGCCAGUCGAAGCAGUGCACCGGCUGGGAGCUCAAUGUGGCCGCACUGACCAUGUGCAGAGUGCCAGCCACGCCCGUUUUGUUGCCGUCCGCGUCCUGGACGACUCUCUUGUCGGGAUACUCGUACUGCCAGAGGCGUAUGGAGCCAGUGCCACCGCCAGUGAGGAAGACAUCGCGAUUCUGUGGCAAAUGACGAGCCAUCCAGACAGUGGCUUUGGGGCCGCUGAUGACACCGUUUGUGCCCACACUACGGCCGGCGUUGCGCUCCUCGACAUAGCUGAAUCCCUUGGUCGGAUGCUGGUGGCGCAUAUCGUAGACCAGGAGGCCUCCCUCCAGCGUGGUUACGGCCAGUUUAUUCAUCGGGAUGUCGCGGCGAUCAAACUCGAGGCCACAAAUGCCGUUCUUCAUGGACGCCUCCCAGCGCACGGAGAGCGUACGGAGGUCGAAGAGCUUCAGGUCCCCGUUGUCAUAGCCAGCCGCUACCAUGCGCUCCUCCGAGUUGAAGGUAUUGCCGAAGGCCACUGCCCAGCAGUCGCGCCGGCCGCUGCUCUGAUUGAUGCCGUCCCCCAUUUGCGGUGGCGGUGAGAUGUCCACCACAGGAGACUGUCCCUGUCGUAUGUCCCACACCUUGACGGCGCCAUCACGGCUGCCGGUGACGAUUUCGGGGGCUCCACAGUUGUGCUGAUUUCCGCCAAUGGCAUCGAUGGUGUUGAUGAUGGCCGUGUGGGCCUUAACAUUGUACACCGGCAACUCGGGACGCUCCAUAUCGCUGAAAAAUAGCCUGAUGGAUGAACAGAUCUAGCAUUGGCAGUGGCCAGUGGCCCCUGAUAUUCUUACAGCACUUGCAGCCUCCCCUCGAAGUCUCCAAUGGCAAUGUGACGGUUUCGCAGCGAGGCUGCCCCGAAUGUGCCGCACUUGAAGGCCACCUUCUUCUCCACAGUCUUCACCUUGACCAGCUGGUCCUCGUUCAGCUCGUAGAUGUCCAUAAUGCCAUGGCUGUUCGCCUUUGAGCCGAGCACCACAAACUUGGCCGAGAGCGGAAUCCAUUUCGUGUCGUACACCGUGUAGUUAACGGACGCGUUCAAGUGCUCAAUCAAUUGGGGCUUGUCCAUUUUGUUGCCUUUUCAGUUCAAGCAGAGUCUGAUUAUGAAAUCUGAACGGAAUUUCACAAACAACUUGUUUAAAAUGCGUUUCCAUAGUUCCGACGUGCCGGCAAGUCAGAGUUUUCGAUAUAUUAUUAGAUUAUUUAUCAAUAGUUCUCACACGCUGAUUUCGAGCCACAAUUUGGGUACUCCUGAAACGCAUUUCCAUUCGCGUGGAUGAGCUUUUCCAAAUAGCAUUGCACUGCUCAUAUUCGUGCGAAGUGAGAGACAGCUGGGGAGAGAAAAUUAGGGAGACACGUGUCCCGGCUAUCAAUCAAAGAACUGAGCCAGUAUUUUUUUUCCAACACACAGCCAGCAAUCGAUAGUAUCUGCCGCAGCGCUGAUUCCAGCUCUACAUAUAUUUCUCUCGCUCUCUCAGAUGGCUCUCAUAUGCGCGGCCUGUCGGAAGAAGGAAUAACCCAAUAAUACUGGAAAUUAAGAGGACAUUUAAUGUGUAUGCUGCUCAUUUGAUUUGAAAUUUGUAUUUUUUAUGAAUGCCGUUUCAUCAAAAAAUAUUUUUGAAGGAAACAGGUACCGGUUCGUUCCCGAAGCUUUCAUAGAUAAGCGUUGCGUGUCCGUUUCAGGAAUCGCCAUACUAAAAUAUCGAUAGCUGGGGAUAUUUUCGACGGCGUACAGAUUCCGCACACGCAUUUUGCAUGCGAUAUUUUGCAGUAUUGUGCAAUAAAUUAAAUAUAAAAACCGCAAACAUCGCAUGUGAAUUUCCUUUCUGUUCUAAUAUGUGAUAUCGGCAGGGCUCAAAACUAACAACAAAAGCCAGAGCAGCUGUGACGGCGUCGAAAGCUCCCCGUGAAAAGCUUUGAUGGUCUCCAAUUGGACGCUCGCAAGCUCAGUGUCGUGUCGCACUCAUUUUGGGGCCGUUGGUUUUCCGGGUGUGUGUUUCCCUCUAGCGCGUGCAUCUGUUUUUGGCGCUCGACCCCAGCAGCAAGCAGCAGGCAAGGCAGCAACAACGACACGACAAACUCGUACGUACAUACGUGUGUCGCAAGAGUCGCUUUUCUCGGCAAUAAACAAAAACAAAGACAAAAACAAUAGCCAGCAGCAACAUUCAUCGGGCGGUUGAAUAAGUAAAAAUAACAAAAUAAAAGAAUACAAAUAACGGAAUUGCUUGAAAGCACGCCAACGCCAGCAGAAAAUAUAAUAAUUAGCUUUAAUCUGUUGGCUUUUAACAUUUUUUUUUAUAUGUGAUAAUUAUGAAACAAAAAGUUCUUAAAGUUAGCAAAGGAUUGUGAAAAGUGUUAAUCAAAUAUUUUACUGGCAACAAGUUGAAGGUGACAACAAUCGACAGCGCGAAUACCCAGCAACUGAAAAAAUAAAAAAUAAACAUACAACCACAAAGGCAGCGUAUUUGGCAACUGCAUCGAAUGCCAAACCAACCAAAAUUUCAUUUACGAGUUGUUUCCGUAAG
Molecule: messenger RNA, 5466 nt
Organism: Drosophila miranda
Lineage: Eukaryota; Metazoa; Arthropoda; Insecta; Diptera; Drosophilidae
Product: tetratricopeptide repeat protein 27
Exons: 4
Coding region: 239-2656 (805 amino acids)
Molecular function (GO): protein binding
Source: RefSeq, a predicted model, not a curated record